This is a messenger RNA of Fraxinus pennsylvanica, 372 nucleotides long. The record is from the annotation of a GenBank genome assembly. Lineage: Eukaryota; Viridiplantae; Streptophyta; Magnoliopsida; Lamiales; Oleaceae.
AUGAGCUAUGCUUUUCAGCACUCUUUUACUUGCUUCUGCAACUUCUUUUUUCCUCACCUGUUUCUCUUUGUAUUCAUCUUUUCAUCUAAAGCCACAGCUCGGAACCUAGCCAGUGUCGACAAGGCAGUGAAUAAUUCUGCUUCUGCUAUCUUAAUUUUCGGAGACUCCACAGUUGAUCCUGGAAAUAAUAACUACAUUACAACUCCAUUUAGGAGCAAUUUCCCACCUUAUGGGAAAGAUUUCUUGAAUCAGGCUGCAACUGGAAGGUUUACAAAUGGCAGACUUGCUAAUGAUUUUAUAGCUAACUAUGUUGGGCUCAAAGAUUAUGGGUUUCACGAUCCAGAUUUUCUUCAUUUUGGUAUUCCAGUCUGA